CACACAUUUCUGUACACUUGGUCAAGGCCAAAGUCCACAUUAUAUUUCAGGACUUUGACUGUGCAGCUGAGUUGGUUCCUUGAGACGUACCACAGGAUGUUUCACAGGUGGCAUGGACAUCUCCAUAAAUUCUGCCUUGGUACUGUCAGCACUUUGGUUUUUCAUCACACCGCUGUCCUCCUUCUUCUAACCAACAGAUGUGAAGGUCAGUCUCAGAUCGUUGGCCCGUCAAAGCCAAUCCUGGCAAUGGUUGGUGAAGACAUCAUUUUGCCAUGUCGCCUGGAACCUGCCACUGAUGUUGUUGCUAUGACGCUGGAGUGGGCAAGACCUGACCUGAACCCCAGGUUUGUCCAUCUGAGGCGCGAUGGAGUGGAACUGUUGAUUAAUCAGUAUCCAUCAUAUGUGGGAAGAACAUCACUGUCCACAGACAAACUGAAACAUGGAGACAUCUCACUCAAACUCUCCAAGGUUAAACUCUCCGAUGAGGGAACAUAUAGAUGCCACAUUCCAUCAAAGGGUACAGCGAUGGUUGAGCUUGUUGUUGGUGCAGUUUCCUCACCUGUUGUUGUCAUAGCAGAGAUCGAUCAACCCGUCAGAGCAGUGGUGUUAGAGUGUGAGUCUAAAGGCUGGUAUCCAGAGCCUGAGGUGUUGUGGCUGGACGGUGAGGGAAACCUCCUCUCUGCUGGACCUACAGAGACAGUCAGAGGUCCUGAUGACCUCUAUACUGUCAGCAGCAGAGUGACUGUGGAGAAGAGACACAGCAACAGCUUCACCUGUAGAGUCCAACAGAACAAAACCAACCAGAGCAGAACCGCAGAAAUCCGGAUUCUAGAGGAAGUUUUCCUGGCCCCGUCUUGUUCUGCUGUUCGUAUCAUCAUAGUCCUGAUCCUGUCUGUUACCUUCAUGGUCUUUCUGGUAGUCGUCUUUGUUUUGUGGAAACUACGACAAAACAAAAUCAAUAAAAUGAACCAGGAUGGUGAAGCAGAAGAAAGAGAGCAGCUCUUCAACAGAAGUAUGAGAAAGGAUUAUUCGGUGAAGAAAAAGACAGAACUUCAUGACAUGUUACAGGAGAAAGAGGAAGAAAAGAAAAACAUGCAACAAGUGAUCUCAGUAUUGAUGGAACAAAAAACUAAAUUGGAGAGCUCCAGAGACAAACAGAUAUCACAGCUGGAGGAGGUGGAGAAAGAGAGGAGUGAGAAUGAGAAGGAACUGAAGUCAUUAGAAAAGAAAUUCUACUGGGACAAAUGUGAAAGAAAAAACGAUCUAUUAAAGGAGAAAGUGGAACUGGAGGAAAAAGGUAGAGAGUAUAAGGGCUCUUUGCAGAUCACUAUGGAACAGCUACACAAAACGAGGGAUGUGAUAAAAAUAAUGACAGAAUGGGAAAACAAAAUAGAGAAUCAGUUUAAGCAAAUUGAAAAACAACUGGAGAAGACAGAGAGACUGAAAGAGAAGAACCCGAGGAAACUUCAUCCAGAUCAGACAGAGCAGUCAGAGAGAGUGGAGGAGACAGAGGAAGAGAAGGAGACAGAGGACGAGACAGAGAAAGAGAAGGAGACAGAGAAAGAGACAGAGAAAGAGGAGGAGACAGAGAAAGAGACAGAGAAAGAGAAGGAGACAGAGAAAGAGACACAGAGAGAGGAGAAGAACAAGAUGAAACCUGAACCAGAUCAGACAGAGCAGUCAGGGAAAGAGAGGAGACAAACAAAAACACUGAUACAGAAACAUUUUCAGAGCUUUGUCAGAGUUAAUCACAGACUCUGAUGAUACUGUAAAUACUGAGAAUCCAUUUAGAUCCACUGUCCUAUAAAUGAGAGUUUUUUGAUUUGGCUCAGUGUCUAAUAUUCUUGUAUCACUUUAUUGUACCUUCUUAUUUGAUGAGAUUUUAUUCUAUGAAACUUUAUUCUUUGGGGAGAAUUCAUAUAAACCUUUAUUUCACUAAGUUUUUUCUGUAUAGAUUGAAAUGCACACACAUAUGUACAUUUCUUGAGCUUUUCUGGUGCUAUUCAGAAAUAACAUUGCAAAGUUACUUGACAUUAUUAUUAUCAUUAUCAUUAUUGAUUUUUGUAUAUUUUUUAUUCCCCCUGAGCUUGUUUGAAAUGUUUUCCAUCUUGAAAUAAAUGUA
Messenger RNA from Lates calcarifer (barramundi perch), 2122 nucleotides. RefSeq names its product butyrophilin subfamily 3 member A2. NCBI's taxonomy places the organism in Eukaryota, Metazoa, Chordata, Actinopteri, Centropomidae. The transcript is spliced from 6 exons. The coding region runs from base 97 to 1761 and encodes 554 amino acids. The record is from RefSeq and is a predicted model, not a curated record.